AUGGGGUCAAAGGUAUCAAAGGAUCUUGUUUUAGCUGAAAAGUCUGUGAUUAAUGGAUUGAUCUUCUGGCUAUGGCCUGUGAAAGGUCUUAGUCUUCUGUCUAUGGCUAAUAGUGGUCAAAACACAAAUGGAUCUCAGUUCUUUAAGCAACAACCUCAUCUUCAUGGAAAAUAUUUUAUGCUUGGAAAAGCUAACUUUUUUGCUAAGGAGUAUACUAAGUUAUUGGCCCACAAAAUUGGUCUGGUGGCUAUAUCAUUUGCAAAGGUAAUAGUGAGCUCCAUAAAACCGAGUAUAGAAAUAGUAGGAAGAAUUCCAGGGACUGACUUAUUCUGCAACACAUUGCAAUAUCCUGUGGCUAUUAAAAUCCCUGGCUUCUUAAUUGCUCGCAUCAACUCUGGGACUCUUUGCUUUGCCAAUGCCAGUUUCAUCCGAGAAAGGAUCAUGAGGUCGGUGAAAGAGGAAUGUAACUUGGAAGAAAUUACUAAAGGGAGACUUUAUGUCUUGGUCCUCGACAUGAGUAAUGUGACGAACAUCGACAGUUCUGGAAUUCAUGCACUCGAAGAACUACGUCACAAUCUCACCGCGCAAGACAUAGAAUUAGUCGUGGUGAAUCCAAGGUGGCAAGUGAUAACUAAAAUGAAGGCAGCAAAAUUGAUAGACAAAAUUGGAGGUAACAGAAUUUUCCUGUCCAUAGGAGACGCUGUGGAUGCUUUAAUUGAUCCCAAAAUUAAUGGCCUAGAUGGUUGUUAAUUUAAUUAUAAUUUUCUAAAAAUUAUUUGACCUCUCUAUACAUAAUGUAUAAUUAAUGGAUUGAAUAAUCAUUUUCCUAUGCUG
Molecule: messenger RNA, 834 nt
Organism: Striga asiatica
Lineage: Eukaryota; Viridiplantae; Streptophyta; Magnoliopsida; Lamiales; Orobanchaceae
Source: the annotation of a GenBank genome assembly